CAUUGAAAGCUAAGAUCAAAGUAUAAAACUCAAACCCUAAUGCAUCGUCUGGCUCACACAUCCCAUCACCUGAGUUGAAACUUGAGACCGAUUAGAUUAAAGAGGCUUCUAACAAGAGGCCCCAGAACCCAAAUCCUAAUCUGAUCCGUUUGUGAUUAUGGCGUCUGAGAGCGCUUCUCGAUCGAGUUCCGCUGCCGAUUCCUACAUUGGGAGCUUGAUAAGCUUGACCUCUAAGAGUGAGAUCAGAUACGAAGGCAUUCUCUACAACAUCAACACUGAAGAGUCCAGUAUUGGCCUUAGAAACGUGCGAUCAUUUGGAACAGAAGGAAGGAAAAAGGAUGGCCCACAGAUUCCUCCUGGUGACAAAGUCUACGAGUAUAUACUUUUCCGUGGGACUGACAUCAAGGAUUUACAGGUUAAAUCUUCUCCACCUGUCCAGCCUACCCCACAAGUCAACAAUGACCCAGCUAUUAUUCAGUCUCACUAUCCUCGCCCAGUCACCACAUCUACAAGUUUGCCUUCUGCAGUAAGUGGGUCUUUGACUGAUCUUAGCUCUCAUAACCCCCAGCUUGGACAUCCUGGGUCAAAUUUUCAAGGGCCCUUGCCUUUGUAUCAACCUAACAUAGGAUCAUGGGGAGCUUCUCCAACUGCUCCAAAUACAAAUGGUGGUAGACUUGCUAUGCCAAUGUAUUGGCAAGGAUAUUAUGGUGCCCCAAACGGGCUUCCUCAUUUACACCAACAGUCUCUGCUUCAACCUCCACCUGGUUUAUCAAUGCCUUCAUCUAUGCAGCAGCCAAUGCAGUAUCCCAAUUUCAGUCCUUUACCUACUGUAUCUUCUAAUUUGCCAGAAUUACCAUCGUCUUUGCUACCUGUGAGUACUAAUAUCCCUAGUGUAACAUCUUCUUCAUUGCCUUCAGCACCAUCUACUUUGCCUCCUGCACCAUCUGCUUUGCCUCCUGCACCUUCUUCUUUGCCUCCUGCUCCUUCUGCUUUGCCCUCUGCACCUUCUACUUUGCCUCCUGCACCUUCUGCUUUGCCUCUUGCACCUUCUGCUUUACCACAUGCGUCUUCUGCGUUAUCUCCGGUGCCCUCUGCAACACUUGCUUCUGAAAUUUUACCAGUAUCAGUAACAAACAAGGCACCCAAUGUUUCAACUUCAGCAGUCAGUUUAGCUGCUAACAUACCAUCACUGACUUCCCUGACCAAUUCUGGUCCUGAUAUUAAUGCUUUCGUGCCACCAAUCUCCAAUAAACCAAAUGCAAUUUCAGGUUCAAGUUUGCCUUAUCAAACUGUAUCCCAGUUGUCUCCUGCUGUUGUUGGAUCAUCAACUUCUAUCCAUGCAGAACCAUCAGCUCCUUCUCUGAUAACCCCAGGUCAAUUGAUGCAACAUGGACCAACUACAGUUUCUUCAGCUCAGCCUUCGCAAGCAUCUCAUAAGGAUGUUGAAGUGGUUCAAGUAUCAUCACCAUCAUCUCCUGAGACAUCUCUUCCAGUUUCUGCUGCUAUUCAACCACCAAUUCUGCCUUUGCCAGUAACCUCACGGCCUAGUCACAGGCCGGGUGGUGUUCCUACCCAAUCUCAUCAUGGCUAUAGUUACAGAGGACGUGGAAGAGGAAGAGGAGCUGGGGGUUCGCGCCCAGUCACAAAAUUCACCGAAGAUUUUGAUUUCAUGGCAAUGAAUGAGAAGUUCAAUAAGGAUGAAGUUUGGGGUCAUCUUGGUAAAAAUAAGUCUCAUUCAAAAGACAAGGAUGGGGAAGGAAAUGCCUUUGAUGAAGAUUAUCAAGAAGAAGACGUUGAAGAUUUAUCAAACUUUGAGGUUAAGCCUAUUUAUAACAAGGAUGAUUUCUUUGAUUCACUCUCUUCCAAUGUGCAUGAUAAUGCUCCACAGAAUGGAAGGACUAGAUACUCUGAACAAAUCAAGAUUGAUACUGAGACAUUUGGGGAUUUUGUGAGACACCGGGGUGGCCGUGGGGGUCGAGGCCCCGGCCGUGGUGGACGUUCCCGGGGUGGUUAUUAUGGAAGAGGAGGAGGGUAUGGCUAUUCUGGACGAGGUAGGGGCCGUGGCAUGCCCAGUCGCAAUGUGUAGGUGGCAGUUAAUGUGUUUAGUGGUGGACAUGGUGGAGAACAAGAGAGUAGGAAGCCUCCCAUUACAACCGUAGUUAUGUUAGAGAUCAUGCUUCAUUGUUGUGUUGCCUGUUAUAUGUUUGUUUCACAAUAAGUAGACAUUUUUUUUCCUUGUCAUGUUACCCUCUUGUUACUGCCUACCCAAGUCCCUUUGGUUUGGUGGAAAAAUGUUACACCAUUUUAUCAAAGCUUAUAUGAUAUCAACAAAGCAGUAGUUUAGAUUAAUACAUUGCAGGAUUAUUGUAUGCAUGCAAGCCAUGUUCUUACUAUGAAAACUUGU
This is a messenger RNA of Vigna umbellata (rice bean), 2404 nucleotides long. RefSeq names its product decapping 5 (gene DCP5). Gene Ontology annotation, molecular function: mRNA binding. NCBI's taxonomy places the organism in Eukaryota, Viridiplantae, Streptophyta, Magnoliopsida, Fabales, Fabaceae. Gene Ontology annotation, biological process: P-body assembly; cytoplasmic stress granule assembly. The record is from RefSeq and is a predicted model, not a curated record. Gene Ontology annotation, cellular component: P-body.